GAUCCAGGCACAGAAGUCUGAUGCGAGAGGAGGUGGAGGUGGAGGACAUGGUGGAGGUGGGCAUGCUGGAGGUUUCGGAGGAGGAGGCCGAGGAGGCGGAUUCGGAGGUGGUCGCGGAGGCGGAUUCGGAGGUGGUCGCGGAGGCGGAUUCGGAGGAGGUAGAGGCGGCUUCGGAAGAGGCGGAUUUGGAGGACGGGGGCCAGGAUUCGGUGGUGGUGGUUACGGUGGACCUGGCCGCGGAGGCUUUAGAGGAGGACCUGGUGGUUACAGAGGCUACGGAGGAUAUGGCGGAUACGCCCGAUAUGGCGGGUAUGCUGGAUACGCAGGAGUUCUUCCGGUGCCUCUGCCCGUUCCUUAUCCUGCAGCCUAUAGCCGCUGCUACUACGAUAAUUACUAUUAUAACUACUACUACUGCUGAUAUGAUACGAUUAUAGAUGGUUUAUUUAUACAAAUUACAAUCAACACGUUGCUUUAGUUACAAAGAUUAUGUAAAGUUACCCAGAAAUUCGGGCUGUAGACAGUUCUCUAAAUAUUCCAUAUCUUA
Drosophila erecta is the source of this 544-nucleotide messenger RNA. RefSeq lists its product as uncharacterized. NCBI's taxonomy places the organism in Eukaryota, Metazoa, Arthropoda, Insecta, Diptera, Drosophilidae. The record is from RefSeq and is a predicted model, not a curated record. Bases 21 to 434 code for a protein of 137 amino acids. The transcript has a single exon.